UAGGCGGGAACGUGGACGCGAGUUAGAAGACUGCGCUGCGCGCGCGUCGGAAGCGGGCUUCCGACCUUCUAGUCUGUCCACAUACGACAGGAGGAGGAGCUCCUAGUCUCUUCUACACCAGUAGCGCAACGAGCCCUUUUCCUCCCUGAGGUCUUUCUCUUUCUCCCUCCAUAACCAGCAAGCAGCAGAAGGUUGCCAGUACUGGCCUUGGAGUGUCCAGGAACUGGCAUCCAUCUCCCUCCGGGUGACUUGCUGAAAAGAGUCUGGGAGGUUUGAAUGAUUUGAUACUUCGAAAAACACUAGGGAGGAAAUAGUCUCGAGUAGCAGCAGCAGCAGCAGCAGCUUCAAAGCCAGAACAGGAGGCAGCACUGCCCGGCUUGCCCCUAUGCGGCGCGUCUUCUGUUUCUGCUUUGCUCCCCACCACGCUGUACUAGCUGGAGAAGGAGGAGGAGGAAGGAAGGCGGGCUGGGCAUGAGUGACGGUUGAGCCGCUCCCCUCGGCCGUCAUUUGCCCCGCCUUCCACCCCCCGGGGCUCUCUUCAUUCACUACGGGAGGGAGGAGGAGCCCUUUCCCCAGAGCCCGGAGGGAACGUAACGCAGUCGGAAACGCUCGUUGUAUUCAUUCUUGCCAAUCUUCGCCGGCAGCAGCUGCUACUUCUUUGCCUUCUCCUGAGAUCGCACCAGCCGGAGGACCACGCGCCACUUUUCCGCUCUCGGCACCCUUUUCCUCCUGCUCCAUCCGUUUGUUCCUCCUGGCGGCCGCCGCUGCUGUCUCCUUCACCGCUUCCCUGGAAACUUCACCGGAUUCGGGCACAAGAGAAGGAGUGAGUGAGUGAGCAAGCAGCGUAAGCAGGAAUCCGGUUUUCUCUGGCAGCGGCGUGUCCCGGCUCUGCCCUUUCUUUCUCCUCCGAUAGCCGUUUUGGCAUCCCUCAGUCUUCCUCUUAUAAGAAGGAAAAAGCAGAAGACAAGCAGUUGCUAGGAAGCCCAGACUUCACUGAGAAGAUGGGUUGCAAGAAACUCGUUGGUGUUGGUCAGCAACUGUUCCGCCGGAAAGUGGUGGACUGCACAAGAGAAGACAGCCGUUUCUCACGAUGCCUCAACACAUUUGACUUAGUUGCUCUUGGUGUAGGCAGCACACUUGGAGCAGGAGUUUAUGUGCUUGCUGGGGCAGUGGCUCGAGAAAAUGCCGGACCCGCCAUUGUGAUCUCCUUCCUGAUAGCUGCUCUGGCUUCUGUGCUGGCUGGCCUCUGCUAUGCGGAAUUUGGUGCUAGAGUUCCAAAGACUGGAUCAGCAUAUCUCUAUAGCUAUGUGACUGUUGGUGAACUCUGGGCAUUCAUCACUGGCUGGAAUCUAAUUCUUUCUUAUGUCAUUGGAACAUCGAGUGUGGCCAGAGCAUGGAGCGCAACGUUUGACGAACUCAUAGGCAAGCACAUCGAGAUGUUUUUUCAGCAGUACAUGUCCAUGAACGCUCCUGGGGUGCUAGCAAAAUACCCCGACAUCUUCUCAGUUUUCAUUAUCCUUAUCUUAACAGGACUUCUCACGGUUGGUGUAAAAGAAUCAGCAAUGGUCAACAAAGUGUUCACCUGCAUCAAUGUUCUGGUCCUCGGCUUUGUGAUGGUGUCUGGAUUUGUAAAAGGAAAAAUUGAAAACUGGCAGAUCUCGGCAAACAGCUCGGACCGCUUUAACUACACAGUCGGUGAUGGUGGGUUUAUGCCCUUUGGCUUCAGUGGUGUUCUUUCGGGGGCAGCUACAUGUUUUUAUGCAUUUGUAGGAUUUGACUGCAUCGCCACCACAGGUGAGGAAGUAAAAAAUCCCCAGAAAGCCAUUCCAAUAGGAAUUGUGGCGUCGCUUCUGAUUUGCUUUGUUGCAUACUUUGGUGUGUCGGCCGCUCUCACCCUUAUGAUGCCUUAUUACAUGCUGGAUAAGAGCAGCCCUUUGCCGGUUGCUUUUAAGCACGUGGAGUGGGAUGGCGCAAACUAUGCAGUAGCUGUUGGUUCACUUUGUGCCCUUUCAACAAGUCUGCUUGGAUCAAUGUUUCCGAUGCCUCGAGUUAUUUAUGCUAUGGCAGAAGAUGGGCUUCUCUUCAAGUGUUUGGCUCGUGUCAAUGAGAGGACAAAGACACCAAUGAUAGCUACAAUAACUUCAGGAGCUGUUGCAGCUAUUAUGGCUUUUCUCUUCGACCUGAAAGAUCUUGUAGAUCUUAUGUCCAUUGGGACACUUCUGGCUUACUCAUUGGUGGCUGCCUGCGUUUUGGUACUAAGGUACCAACCUGAGCAGCCUAACUUGGCAUACCAAAUGGCUAGCACAACUGAUGAGGUGGACAACAAUGAGUCUGUGAGCACCAGUGAGUCCCAGACUGCGUUUCUACCUGGAGAAGAGGGAAAGUGCUCCCUUAAAGCCAUUCUGUUCCCUUCAAACACGGACCCUUCUAAACUUUCUGGCUCUGUAGCAAAAGGCUGCUCCUGCAUCAUGGGUUUCCUUAUCGUCCUCUUCUGCCUCUUGACUGUCCUUGGGAAAAACGCUCUGAUAAGUGGGGCCACGUGGGCUAUUAGCCUGCUCAUUAUAGUUACUAUCAUUUGCUUCAUCGUCGGGGCGGUUAUUUGGAAACAGCCGGAAAGCAAAACUAAGCUCUCGUUUAAGGUCCCCCUUCUGCCUUUCCUUCCAAUCAUGAGCAUCCUUGUGAAUGUUUACCUCAUGAUGCAGUUGGAUGUUGGCACCUGGAUACGGUUUGCCAUCUGGAUGGCAAUAGGCUUCCUUAUUUAUUUUGCCUAUGGCAUGUGGCACAGCGUGGAGGCCUCUUAUUCGGCGGCACCAACAAAUGCAGAAAGAAGUACCGACAACAAUGUGGACAGUUGUAAAUGAUUGACGGUGUGUUGUCUGGAAGGACAGCUGAGCAUCCGGUGCAGAGAAGGAUGCUCUUUUCUCUGGGACCCUGAAGUAUUUUAUUCUCUGGAACAUCUGGUGGACUUCCAUGCCCCGUCACUGCCCCUUGGUGGUGCAGCUAUAAGAGACUGCAAGGGGAAAGCCAGGCCUCUGGCAUACUCCCAACAACACUGUUACCCAGUGCUGGCAGCUCUCUUCCCACCCCCCUCUGUGUUAAGCAUAUGGAAAGAAAAGCGCUUUUCUGUGUGCCAGUUCACUUCCAAUGCUGCUAUGAGAUCAAGCCUUUCAGAGGGCCUGCGAAUUUAACUCCUUAGGUACUGUACUCAGAUUUAAGAGGAGCGGACGCUGCAUUGUCGGUCUGCAAAAUAAUCCACAUAGGACUAUUGGGGGGAAAAAGGGGCCUUGCCUACAACAACACAUCAACAAACCACAGUCAACCUCUUGUGCGGUAUGAAAAUGCCCCUUUGCCCAGGGCUGAACUGGUUAAGGAUAGCACUGGGUUGUGUUAUUUAUCCAUUGUACUUGACCUAUUUUGUGCAAGUCAUUCCUGUGCUUUGACCCGCAGUGUUGCGACUCUCUUUUAAGGUAGUGGCUUGCAGGCUGAAUUCUUGUCGUUACACAAACCGUUGUUCUGGGAAAUAGUGGGUCCUUAAGAGAAAAGCUUCUAGCUUAUUGUAUAACUGCGUAGAAUAUGUGGUUCCUUAUUAGUCUUCUACCUGGGCAGGUGUAUGAAAGUGGAAAAUCGAGCGCAGCUCUGUUGACUGCAUAGUUUGGGGUGUUGGGACGUAUGGGAUAACACUGGUCAGAGUAAGUGCUUUUCAAUCUUUGUAUUCCUCAUUUUCACCAUAUCUUUAUGAGAUGAAUCCUUGAUAGUCCUUGAAGCAAAGAAAACCAACUGAAUACAGUCAUCCAGUAAUUCCAUGGUAGAGAUAGAGUUUGAAGCUAGAUCUUCUGGGCCCAGCCCCCAAACAUAUCUGUCUAUUAUUGUUACAUUUUAAAAUAAUUUAUUUAAAGCACAUGCUUUUCAGGAGCUGUGCUGAACUUGGCUUGUGUUGAGCUUUACUCUUCUGGCACAGAGUAGGAACCAACUUCUGUCUCUGUUUAGCUGGAAGAUUUGGGGCAACUAUCUGGUCUGUUAAGCAGAUUUAUUGUGGCUACUCACCCCUGUUUAGAAGGGGCUGAUUCUACCCUCAUAAGUGGGGUGUGGGGGAUGCAAUACUAAAAGCAAAAGGAGCUUGUAUCUGCUAUCCGCAUUUGAGGCAUAAGCACGUGAGCACUGACCACACAUAAUAGUCUAGUCUCAUUAAUUCAAUAAAGCAAUGUUCUCUUUUGGUAAACACCACCAAGAAGAUGGCUGUAGUCCAGGUGAGCCAUGUGGAACUGGUUUCCAUACUGUUUGCAGACACUCCUGGUACAUUCUCUAACACAGGGUUUCUCAGCCUUGGUUCCCCAGAUGCUCUUGGACUACAACUUCCAUUAUCCCAAGCUACACCCAAGGUUACCAGCCCUUGUUCUAACAGAAGGGGUGUAUCCCAGUAAGCAGCAAAAGCUGGGGAAGUAGCUUCUUGUCACACUCAAGCCACCUGUGAAUCUUCCGGUCAGGUCAGGGGCAGGGGCGGGGAAUCAGGUGUCCGUUAAUCUAUGCAGAGGCAGAGAUCUGCCUCUUUGUAUUUUUUGUUUAAAAAGAUAUUUCCAAAGGAAACAAUUUAUUUCAUGCAGAUGCUUGCUGUAAAUACAAAAACCAGCUUUCUGAUGUUUUUUAAUUAUUUUUCUCAUACAUUGGGGCUAUUCUCAUGAUUGGGAAAAAUCGGGCUAGGAAAGCCUAGCCCAAUUUUUCCUGAUCGCAAGAACCACCGGGCUCGGCUGCGAGCCCGGUGGUUCUCCAGCGGGUAACUCGCUUUGGUAGCCCUCCUCUUAGCCCGGGUUUGCGGAGCGAGUGCUCCGCAAACCCAGGCUAUCUGGUUGUGAGUAGCCGCGGCGCAGGUCCGCGCCGUGGCUACUCACAAGGAGACCCCCGGAGGGGAGGUCACGUCACGGAGCCAGCAAUCGUGUGGGCGGCCGAUCAGGCAACCCAGGGCUACUGCCCCGAUCAUCUGCAGGGAGAGCGGGCUUAGCCCGCUCUCCCCGCAGUAUCCUCAAAAGCGGGUCUCACUGAUCAUGAGACCCACCUCAUUGUCUUUUUUAUGUUGAAGACCUGAAUAUUGUUGUUACUACUAUUAUUAUUGUUAUUGUUAUUAUUUGUGGGUAUUUAUGCUUUAUAUAUUGCAGUCAAGGCGGAUUGUGUGGGAAACAGUGGCACUUGGAAGAAAGAUAAUUUUUAUUUUGUAGGGUUUUAUUUCGUGUGGGGAAAUUCAGAGGGAAAAAUGUUCUUUUGUGGUGUCCAAACUCCUGUUGGUUUGUUUAGAUACUUUCAGCUCCAUGAAAUCAUGAUCAGACCAAUAGGAGGAGUAAAAGGGCAGAGAGAGAAUAAUUGACUGGUCAAUAAAUGAAAACCCAAUUUGUUUUGAGCCACAACUGGCCUUUUGUCAGAGGGCCAUAAUGAGCAAGCCAAGGAGGUUGAUACUUUGACCAAGUGUGAAUAGUUUCUCCCGAUAAAAAGAACUGGUUGUAGCUCAGAACUCAUUGGGCUUUGUAUAUGCAGCAUUCUUGUACAGUGUUCCGAUUGGAGCUUCCAGCUUGUCUCUGUAGGACACAGAGAAUUCCCAUCUUACAGAGUCUUUGACUAAGUGGAACUUUGAGCUCACAGCUCCCCAAUUUGGCUACACUAGCUCUGAUGGCUGUUCCACACAUGACAAAAUUCCUAUGCAGAAAUCACUUACUGUUAAUAUAUAUAUAUAUAUACAUUGCCUUGAUUCCUUUGUGUAAAAUAAGUUGCCCCUGCUUUUAGAAUCUCUUGGACUGAUUAUGAAAAUGAUUGUUCUUGUGGAGUUGCCAUUGAAGACCGUCCAGGAGCUGCCACUUGUACAAAAGGGCUGCCACUCUCUUAACUAGCACAGGUUUGAGGGAGAUCAUAUAUGGCCAUUGCUCUUGCCUGUUGGACUUGCUUCUGUUAAGAAGGCGCUGUUCAUUUCCAGUAAGGGCCUGUGCCCACCUUACCUUAAGAAGUGUCCUCUUCCUUCUAAACAUCUGUUUCCAUUAAGUAGAUGAGGCCUUGUUCUGCAUGUUGCCUGGUCAGGAGAGGAAACUGAAAGCUGCCUGAAGUUGGCUUUCUUUGUAAUGACUCCUUCUCUCAGUGACUUCAUUACAAGAGGUGUCUAAGUGUAGAUAUAGAUAACAGUCGCAUUCUAGCAAGCUUUUUGGGAAUACAUUUUUAUAACUUGGUGUGGCUGUAGUUGCUGUGGUGGUGAUUAGCAUUUAUUUUAUGAUGUGGCUAUAGAACUGAUUUUAUGUAUUCAUUUUUCAGCAUAGGAGGGAAAACAGGGUAAAAAUCUCUUAUAUUUGUGAGGGUCCUAUAUAUCUGUAAAUCACUGCAUAUACACACGCACGCUCACACAGGUUCUAUUGAAACAUGGGCUUCACACACAUUCCACCAUGGAAGUGACUCCACGUAGGAAUUUUGUCAUGAGUGGGAAUACUGUUCUGCUGUGAAAGACUUAAGUUCUAGUAAAAUAACUGUUAGGAUAGGAACCUCUUUAGCCUCAUGGUCUGCUUGCUUCACUAAGGAUGCAGAGGUUCCUUGGGAGUAGUGCUGAUACCAGGUAUCAGGAUCAGGUAUACUAGAACUGCAUAAAUGCUCCUGUUCACCUAGUGAAUAAUAAACGUUGCCUUAUCUUCUGUAACCCCAGGUGUCCCACAGAGAGGAGAGUGUCUGGGAAGGGCCAGGAGGGAGAAGGAUUUUACUCUGCCCUGUUAUUGAGUCUCCUUGGUGCCAGCAGCUGUUGUCUCCACAGAGAGCACGGCAUCCCAGGGCUCUUUCUACUGGUCCCAUUGCAGCUAUCCAUCCCUUGCACUCAUGGGAUACAGGUGGUGGGUGUGCAGACUCUUCCCUCCCCACCCCUGGUCUGAAUUAGCAGAGCAGGAAGCAUUGAAAACCAGACAGACUUUGCAUUAAAGGUGCAAUUCCUUCUCUCCACCCCUUUCCAAAGCCUAAAUAUAAACAUACAAAGUUUGAGUACAUUGAUGAAAACCUGAAAGAUGCUGCUUUGCUAUUGUGAAGAAUAAGUUGGCAUUUCUUAAAGUGUGUCUUUGUAAAUAGGCAGAUAACUGUUGUAAAUAAGAAGCUGGUUUAGCAUAGUAGCUAGGGGACUUUACAUAUAAAACUCUAUGCUGAAGUAUUGCCACCUUUAUUAAUGUUCAAGACAAAAAAAUAACUGGACAGGUCUCUCUCAGGACAGAGGGGGGUCUAGAAAGUGGCCUCUUCCUUCAAGAUUGUAUUCUUUUCACUCUAUUAGGUUUAUAUUUCUGCAUGUGUAAACUCUCACUAAAGUGAGAGAGAGAACACACAAAACCAGGUCGGAUAUACAUAAUGUAUAGGAGACCUGUGUGAAGCUUCAACCAAAGCCAAAUACUCUGCACAGUCCUGCCGUUGUGCAGAGGUGACUAUUUCCACAAGUCAUCUCUGCGCAGUGCUGUGUGUUCCUCAGCACCAAUGGAGGUUCCUGCAUGGGUGCAGCCAUCCCAACAAUCGCCUCUGUAUGGUAUCAGAAUGACAGUGUGGAGUAUUCAGUUUCGGCUGAAGCUUUGCACAGGCCUUGUGUACAGCCUGAUCCUGUGCAUAUUUACUUGUAACUUGAUCCAGCUGAGUUCAAGGGGACUGACUUCCCAGUGAUACAUAAGAUUUGAAGCUCUAGGGUGGGAUCAGCCCCACUAACACAGGAGCACAGUUAUGGAUGAAGUUUAUUCAAUCUGUGAGGGAACUUGUCUGAGGACUGUCUCAUACUUUGAAUUGUGGUUCAAACUGUCUCAUACUUUGAAUUGAAUUCCAACCAUAGAUGCACAGUUCAUUGGGUGAUUGUACCUACUGGCUGCCAGUUAUCAGGCCAGUGAGUUAUGAAUUACAUUGGCCAACAUCGUGUGUGGGAUUCUGGUGCCAAUGCUCCAUGCUGGGGCUACACAACAUGGAGGAGACCUAUGGGAGGAGAGCUGACCUUGUGGUAGCAAGCAUGAAUUGUCCCCUUUGCUAAGCAGGGUCAGCCCUGGUUUGCAUUUGAAUGGGAGAUGUGUGAGCACUGUAAGAUAUUCCCCUUGGGGGAUGAGGUCGUUCUGGAAAGAGCACUUGCCUGCAGAAGGUUCCAAGUUCCCUCCCUGGCAUCUCCAGGUAGGGCUGAGAGAGACUCCUGCCUGCAACUUUGGAGAAGCUGCUGCCAGUCUGGGUAGACAAUACUCAGCUAGAUGGGCCAAUGGCCUGACUCAGUAUAAGGCAGCUUCCUAUGUUCCUACUGUGUACAUGCAGGCAGUAGAGAUGGGAAAGCCUGGGGGGAAAAUUGAGGGUAGGGACAAUCUUUUCCUAGGGGGAGAAAAGCCCUGUUUCUCCCCCACCCCCCAGUUCUUUUCAGGCCUUCACAUUUCUAGCAGGCAGUCCUGAUGCUGUUAAGAAUGAGUGAUUACACAAGCCAGUCCCCAGCCUGUAUCUUCCAAGAGUUUGUAACUUGGAAUGCACAUAGUUCCCAAGAGGGACAACUUGUUUGGGCAGGUUGGUGUUUGUAAGUUGGGGACUUCUUAAUGUAAUAUGUUAUGAAGCUUUGUUUGUAUGCCUGGAUGUUUGUAACUCAGGGAGUGCCUGUAUCACCAUUGUGGUGAUACAAUAACUGCAAUCGCGCUACUGGCUCAAUGGCUCCUCCUUAAUAGCGUCGGGGUUGCCUGUGCAACCACAGCAGCCCCCACCCAGAGUGCUGGGACACUGCGGGUCAUGUCGAUGAGUGCAAAACAUGUGGCAGGGUGAAUUCAGUUUGUGGAAUGUAAUGUGAAUCGUUAGAAAAGAUACCUAGUCUUGUGGCAGAAAGUAACUAGUUAAAACAAAAGUUUUGGUUUUCUCAUCUCUUCGCAUCUUUAAGCACUUUCAUUCUGUCUUUAUCGGUGGUGGUUCUCAUGCUCUCCUGCCUCCCUCCAGUGUUGAAUGUGUCUGCUGGUACUCAGCUAGCAACUAUCUCCUUAACAUGUAAUCGGAUCAGUAGGGGGGAAAUCCUACACCAUAAACAGGGAUUUCAGAUGAUCUGUUCCUAUUUUUCUUUUGAAGAUCCACGAGCAUUCCAAUUUACAGUUUCAGAACACCGCAAGAAAUCUUGCCUCAGACUUUGGGAUCAAAAUAUUCUGGUCCAAAAUGGUAUGCAAUGCAAAUGCCCUUUGGCACCCAGUUGUGAACUGUUUAGAAGAGAGAUUUUUGUCCAGCCAAGGAUUCUGCUGACACCUCCUCUCCAUGCCUGACUGAUGACUGUCCAGUCUCUGUUUCUGAAAACCUCCCCUAAAGGAGAGCUCACCUUCAGAAGAGGUCUCUAAGCAGUGGCUGGACUGCCAUCUGGCAGGGAUUCUGUAGCAGAUUCCUGUACUGCGCAGGGGGUUGGACUUGAAGUCCACCUUGGAAUCCUUGAAUUUCAGAGUUGGAAGCGACCUCCGUUUUCUUCUUGUCAACUCAUUGCCUGUUACAUUCCUUAGCAGCUUUAUUUCCUGAACAUAAAGGUGGCUACAUGUUCAACACCAUUGGAGUGUGGAGCAUUCAAUUACAGGGAAACCCAUGCAAUUUUAAUUCCUACCCCCUUUAGCCAAACGUGUAUUUUCUACUAAGAGCUUUAAAAAUAAAUAAAUUUAUAAUUCAUCCAUUGUCCUUGCAGCCACGUCUAUGUUCAGGGACCCAUGGCUGCUGCUUCAGCUCUGGGCCAUUUGUGGAUGGGUGAUUGUGGCUAGGGAAAGCUUUGAAACCAAAGCAUUAUAGGAGGCUGUUUUUAAAUAGGCUUUUCCAAAAUAGGCUUGACUCAACAUUGAGCAGGCAGCCGAAUCCAUAAAGAAGUUACAUUUAUUCCUAAUUUAUUACCAUUGACUUUAGUAGGAUUAGAUUUCAUUUUGGUUCCUUUGUGGAUCACAGGGUGUCUUGCCAUAAUGGAGACUUGAGUAGAGUGGAUGUACUAUAUAAACCUAAUUCAAAUGUAUGUGCCUGUAUCUCUUGUGAGUGAGUGUGUGGUGGAGAGCUAGGUUUCUACUUCCCUAUCAAACAGCUGAUCAGCAGUCUCGCCAAUUUUCUAACAUGGCUAUUUGUGCAGUUGCUAUUUGUGCAUACCUUCUAGAUUGGGGUGUUAAACUGUGGUCCGCCGGGGGGGGGGCCUAAAACUCCCAUCAUCCUUGGCUACUGGCCACUGUGGAGUUGUAGGUCAACAGCAGUUGGAGGGCCACAGUUUGAUACCCUGCUCUAGAUUCUGUAUCCCACUAGGAUAUGUGAGCAGAAGCCUAUUUCUGUGUGUAUGAAAUUCUGGGUGCUUAUAUAUAUUUAAUGACAUAACUCCCAACUGAUUGAACUGAUUCUGUCCCCUCUUCUACAUCUUUCUAAAUAUUAUUACACUGUUUCUUGACAGGGUAAUGCAAUGCAAUGUUCCUAUGAUGACUGUACAAAUUAUGUUCCCAAAAUGUGCUUUGGACCUCCACGGCAUGAACUAAAAGGCAAAAGUCCUGCUGUUAAGGGUGCUAUUGGGUACGAAGUGCUCCCAUGUGUUUGAUGUAUGCAGGUUUGGCUAUUAUAGAGUGGAAUUCGGAGGCAGGUGAGAGCUUGGAGGCAGCUUCAUGCCCUUUGGAAUGUUUUUUAUUUGUAAUUGUGGCAGUGAACCAAUUAAAGAAAUUUUAGUUGAUAAUCAUCUGCCUUUUAAGCAAUUAAAUUUCACAUAAAUUUGCAUGUUACCAAAGCCUCAUAUAGGUGCCUUUUGAGAUACUGAAAGAAGUGUGAGAACUUACAAGUUGAAUUAAAAGCUCACUUUCUGAAAUGGAAGCACCACUGCAAUCUUCUUGUUUUUGUUUUUGUUCCCUAUUGCAAUAAUAAACCUUGUCCCAAAGGUUCUAAAAUAAAUUAAUUUGUCUGCCCUUAAUUGCCAACCUCAUUGAUUAAAAUCAGCUUCUAUUGAUUGAUCAGAGGUUUUUUUGCUGGCUUAAUUGUAAUGAAACUGUACUGACAGCGAAGGGAUGAGAAGUAAUUCUAUCUUGCAACUGGGUCUCUUAAUAAAGCCAAAGUUUGUCAACCAUAUCUGGAAUAAACUUGGAAUAACUGAGUUGUAGAUUGCAACCCAGCACUCUCGUCAUGAAAGAUUCUUUGUGCUAGCUGGUAUGCACCUUUAGUGCUGAUAAAACAUCCUGAUUUGGGACAUGGUUUUCACAUAGAAGUCAGUGUGAUUCCAUAUUAACAUUUAUUUGCUGAUGCAUCAAGUAUGAGGAUUGGGCACAUACUGUUGCUUUUCCUUACUUCAGUUGGACUUUCAUGUCAUUGUUUAGCUGCUUGUCCAAAUACUUUGCUUUUGAUAGUUUAAUAACUGCAUCUCGGACACAUUUUGCAAUGUAAAGGUUAUUGGGCAUUUGUUACCCAGAGCCCAUGUAGGAACACCUCUCCAUAAGACACUUUCAUAUUCUAGUCCUUGGAAAGCAGAAGCCAAAUGUGGUGAGAACAAUGCCUGUGAUGAAAAUCCAAACCUGUGUUUCCUCAGGGUAUAUUUCCUCCUUGCUCUUGACAUGUGCCGCAAGAUAAAAGGCUAUGCCAAGAUGACAGAACUCCGAAACAGUGAGGGCUGGUCUUACCCAAAUCGCAAGCAGUCAGGGCUGUGGGGUGUGGGUGCCUGAUGAAGUGGAAGGCUUCCUAUCUUUACAUUGUGCCUUUCUAUGUCCAUCUGGUCUCAGGAGCACAAAAAAUGGAUGGGGCACCAUCUUGGUUUAUAUGCUACAUACUUAUCAGAACAUGUGGGGGUUUCUUCAGGAAUACAUCUCUUAACCCAGAAGCCAUGAAAGAAUCUGCAUGUGUUUUUUUUUUUAGUAAAAUGUAUAUACCUUUUUGUUGAUCAUUCUUUUCUAUUUUUCUAAUUUCCUUGGAGUUUCUUACUGUUGUGAUACAAUUAUUCUGAUGCUGAUGUUGCAGAAGUUGCUUUUUUCUUCUCCCAUUUCAAUGGAGUUCUGUUUUAUUAGGUCUUCAUAUCUUGGUUCCCUUCCCCCUUUGAAAAGACAGCCUUGGUUUUGUGUUCUUGUAAAUGUUAAAUAUAUUACUGGACCACAGCCUCUGGUUCAUAGAAAUCUUUCUGUAAAUGACACUGUAAAUAUGUCUUCAACUUUGGAAAUCAGUUUGUUGAUAUGUGAUGCAGCAUUAAAAUGGUUCCCUGAAAUUUCAACAAA
This is a messenger RNA of Hemicordylus capensis (graceful crag lizard), 12173 nucleotides long. It is a transcript of the gene SLC7A1, whose product is annotated as solute carrier family 7 member 1. NCBI's taxonomy places the organism in Eukaryota, Metazoa, Chordata, Lepidosauria, Squamata, Cordylidae. The coding region runs from base 1002 to 2861 and encodes 619 amino acids. Gene Ontology annotation, cellular component: plasma membrane. Gene Ontology annotation, biological process: transmembrane transport; amino acid transport. Gene Ontology annotation, molecular function: amino acid transmembrane transporter activity. The transcript is spliced from 13 exons. The record is from RefSeq and is a predicted model, not a curated record.